AUGGGAAAGUUAUUGAAUAUAACAGGGGAGUUAGGUAUCUGCUAUCUUGGAGUGAGCAGGUCUGCUACUCUGGCCGAAGCGAGCAACAAUAAUGGAUGGAACAUCCGGAGGUGGGGGCAGAGGAGAUAUCCUCAACUAUGUGAUACAAUUGCUGUGACUUGUCUGCCAGAAGCCACUACAGGGCCUGAUAGAGACUUAUGGAGACACGGUCAUGAUGACUUCAAACCAACCUUCUCAGCUGCAAAGACUUGGGACUACUUGCGUAUCAAAAAGAGCAAACUCCCAUGGCACAGUCUAGUUUUGUUUCCUCAGGCCAUUCUAGACAGUCAUUCAUGGUUUGGCUAG
Messenger RNA from Brassica oleracea var. oleracea, 345 nucleotides. RefSeq lists its product as uncharacterized. The transcript has a single exon. The coding region runs from base 1 to 345 and encodes 114 amino acids. The record is from RefSeq and is a predicted model, not a curated record. Lineage: Eukaryota; Viridiplantae; Streptophyta; Magnoliopsida; Brassicales; Brassicaceae.